AUGAGUGGCUUUCGCAAUGUUAUGAAGGAUGGCUGGCAUCCAAAAGGCAAGGAAGGAGGCAAAGAGAGCUGGCGCGGUGAUUUCAAGGGAAUUAACCAAGUGGCUGGAUGGAUGGGAAAGGGCAGAGACCCCGACUCGGAUACCUCUGAACAUGUCUCUCAACCUCUGUCCUCUCUGAAAGACCCCUCGUCAUUCGGACCACCCCCAAAGCAUAUCAAUUACCACGGCGCUGCUGCAGUGCCGAACCAGACUACACCCGAUCGUCGGGGAAUUGGAGUUCCGUUGUCCCAGGAUCAGAUUAACGCCCAGAAUGCCCACCAACAGCAGCUAGCCCAAGAAGAGGAGGAAGAGGCCCAGAAGCCCGCACCUCCUCCAGUUCCAUACCGCGUCAACACCACCGGCCUCUCUACGGACAAUCUCCCUCCACCGCCCGUGCGGCGAAUGGACUCACCCGCCGGCUCGACUACGAGUUCAGCCUCGAAGCCGAAGGCACCCCCAAAGCCACCACCCCGACUUCCCGCUCGCAACGGUUCCCCCGCGUCCCAGAGCUCCGACCCACCCCCAGCCUAUUCCCCCACACAGCAGCCGCUUUCACAUGAUUACAUCAACCAAGAUGCUACAUCCCGCCUCGCAAACGCUGGCGUUUCAGUUCCCGGGUUUGGAAUUGGAGGGCAGGGUGCUCAGCAAUCUCAAACGCCUGUCAAUGAGCUGCAAUCGAGGUUCUCCCAGAUGAGAACGAACUCGGGUUCUCCCGGGCCUGCCCCGCCGCCUCGGGCAUCGACGAAUCCAGAGUCACCUGCAAGUGGUAGCUCUUCGGUUCAGAAUUUCCGCGAUCGCCAUGCAGACAAGAUUGAUGCUGGCAAGCAGAAGUAUAGUAACUUCCGCGAGCAGCAUGCUGACAGUAUCGAUUCAGGGAAACAGAAAGUGGGCGAUUUCCGUGAGCGCCAUGCUGAUACCAUCGACUCGGGCAAGCAGAAGUACGGUGAUUUCCGGGAACGCCAUGCCGACAAGUUCGACGCUGGCAAGCAGAAGUACGGCGAUUUCCGUGAACGUCACGCCGACUCCAUCAACGCUGGCAAGCAGAAGAUGAGCGGUGCCGCGUCGAGUCUCAGUUCCCGUUUUGGUGGCUCUUCCGCACCUCCCCCGUCGGCCCGGGCCUCGACGGAUCAGAGCAUGAACCUGGAGCCGGCAGAGCCCGCGCGGGGUACCUCUUCUGUGCAGAGUUUCCGUGAACGCCACGCAGACAAGAUCGACAUGGGUAAAGAGAAGUGGGGGGGGGUCACUUCGCGGUUCAACACAUUUGUCGAGGAUCGCAAGUUCGAUGCCAAUGCUAAUAGGCGUGUCCCUCGACCGCCUUCCCACUCUAUGGCCCAGUCGCCUUCCCCUGCGCCAUCGCCUACAGAUCCGGAUAUUCAAAGUCAGGCCCAGCGCAAGAAGGCCCCUCCCCCGCCUCCACCGAAGCGGGCGGAAAUUCGUGCGCCAGCCGUGGACUCCCCGUCAUCUCCGGCGCCUCCUCCCAUUCCUCAUGGCACCAAGCCCCGCUGA
Molecule: messenger RNA, 1545 nt
Organism: Penicillium arizonense
Lineage: Eukaryota; Fungi; Ascomycota; Eurotiomycetes; Eurotiales; Aspergillaceae
Exons: 2
Coding region: 1-1545 (514 amino acids)
Source: RefSeq, a predicted model, not a curated record